GCACUUUCCAUCCUUCAUGAUGAGGCUUCUGUGUCUCGGGUUUUCGAUACUGGCCGCUGUUGAAGGGGUUUUUGUUCCCCAGGCUUUCAUCGUACCGCCAGCGCAAUGUAUUCCCUGGCCUACGGGGGUUACGGGGGCCAUGGGAGCAUUAGUCACGCCCCCGCCGCAUCCGGAUUUGGUGAAGAGAGCGACCGUUAAUUAUUAUUGCACGGGGGUCAUGGCGAAUGGUGAGUUUUCCGGAAUAAUUUGUGGUCGGGGAUGGUUCUGACGGUGUCUAGUACAAUGCCCUUCAGUACGCGGGUUUAAGGGGAACUGCGUGGUCGUAUCUUCUACGGGUCAAUGCUGUUAUGAAACGUUUGUCCCUCCCGAGAGAAUACCGAGUGCUGGUGCUAAUGAGGGUAGCGAUAUCGCAAAGUGUACCCGCGGGGGGAAUUGUAAGGAUUUUACUGCGGGAUGUGGCACUACUUGCUGGUAUUUUUCUUGUGCAUGUUUCGCGCUGAAUUUCCAUUAUUGACCCCAUUCCAGCACAGAAGCCUUUCCGUACUGCAACACCGAAGUGGUCCCCGACGACGCCAUAUAUCCUCACUGCGAACAGACCCAGAAUCCGACCUACACAAACAGUUACUACUUGAACGGAAACACUCCGGGAAUCGGAAUCCUUACCGCCACGCGUAGCGAUACGGGAUUCAUCACGACACAGUCGCCCGGGAGCGGUACCUCUUUCGCGAUCAUUACCCCAACACGCUCCUCCGCCUCUCCGGCAACUAGUACUCCAACGGGCUCGGACCCGGAACCCUUAUCCGGAGGUGCGAUCGCGGGUAUUGCUGUCGGUGGGGCGGCAGGAUUAGGCGCACUCGCGCUCGGUGUCUUCUUUCUAUUUUUCAAAAAGAAGCCGAAACAGCCGACUCCAACCGGGAACAUGGCGGAGUACACCACUCAGCAACAACACCUGCAGCAGUAUGUCCCACAGCCAGUCCACGGACACGACCAAUUUGCGCCAAAGCCAUACCCAGAGCAACAUCUGGCAGAAGCCCCCGCGAAUGAGCCCGCCCCUGUUAUUGAGUACAGGCCUGCAUGGGAACUGCCAGCCAGCAAUCCCCAGGAACGCGCAUGAGUAGAUAGCUUAAUUUCUUUUUGUCCAAAUAUUUCUCACAAGGUAGUUUUGGGAAUAGCGCAAUUCCUUUUUUUUUAUUUUUUUUUUACUCUAUCAUAAUAUUAUGGUGUGGUCAAAUUAAUUUAGUUUUCUCAACCUUUAUUUUUUGAAUUAGACGAUGUCGAGCAUCACAACCAACGCAUCAAUCCCGGAAUUGAUUGGGAGUUGCCGCUGGUGCCUAGAAUGUCCUUCCAUUUGAUUACCCGUACCCCGUCCAUGAGACAGAAUGUGCCCCACGGCAGCUUAUUGUCGGGGUAGAGUUGACCCGAUGCAGAAGUUCGCGGCUCUUGCCAUGCCACCUUUCUUCUCGCUCGACGGAUCGCUGCGGCCCAAUCACAAUCUAUCACCCGUCGAGGCACAUCCGACCACUUGUUUUUCCGCGUAAGUUAAGCUGAAAGUUCCGUCGAGGCUAGUUAUACGUUAGUAGGGCAACCAGUGGUCGUCGUCCCCUUAAGCUUAAAUCGCUAGUUCGUAGCCAAGACAAGUGAUGUUUCGUGUCACCGGUGCCCCCCCCGCCCCCGUUUCGAAACGUUUUCCGAGCGCAGUCAGCUGGAAUAUUUCGAAGUUUGAAAACCGCGGUGGAUCUAAUCCAUAACUCGCGGCUUCCGGUGUGGCCGUUGGACCCGAUGCCCUGAAAGGCACAGCGGGGAAUCCCGGUUAAAUAAACUGUGGGUAGUAAUCGAUGUCGGGAAGGAACUUCCUACGGGUAGCGCAUCUCAGCAGCUGGUUUGUGCGUAGCACUCGCGCACAGGAAGGAAAAUGUGGACAAAUAGGAGUGGAAUACCACGCAAAAUGGAGAGUGUUGAGAUAGGUGGACGAAUACACAAGUUUGGAUAAUUUAGGUAU
Molecule: messenger RNA, 1999 nt
Organism: Tuber aestivum (summer truffle)
Lineage: Eukaryota; Fungi; Ascomycota; Pezizomycetes; Pezizales; Tuberaceae
Source: the annotation of a GenBank genome assembly